Messenger RNA from Colletotrichum acutatum, 528 nucleotides. RefSeq lists its product as uncharacterized. Lineage: Eukaryota; Fungi; Ascomycota; Sordariomycetes; Glomerellales; Glomerellaceae. The record is from RefSeq and is a predicted model, not a curated record. The coding region runs from base 1 to 528 and encodes 175 amino acids. The transcript has 5 exons.
AUGGAUUGGACGGAUGAACGUGCACAUAAACAUCCCGGACGGGCCGAUCGCCUUGAGGUGGGAGCCGAGCAUGACGCCGAUCACCGUGAGGAAUUGAGGCUCUGCCGUGUUCUCGUACGACUUGCAAUUCAUCGCAUUGCAUCCACCACAUUGGGUUUCUGGGGUGAACAUUCAUCAGCAUUAGUCGUAUACCGUCGAGAUGCCGACGGUAGACUCGGUUCCAAUCACACGUGGGUCGGAAUCACGAGAGUGCCUUCUCGUGAAAGACCGUGCCUCUUUUGGAUCAAUGAUCUCUCCCAACAACCCGAAAUGGCAACAUGGAGAACCAACGAUUCAUCGAUGCACUGGAGGAGCUUUGAUGCCGUCUUCCUCAACGAAUCUAUGGGCAAAACCCCCAAGGCAGUUGGUCCUCAUUCUCGUGUACUUGGAUUAGUCGUCAAGGCCGCUGCCGCUGGAAAUUUCCCCGUGCCACGCCAUCUAUCUGCAGCUCAGAGAACCUUACUUAGCAGGAUGGAGGCUGAGAUUUGA